Vicia villosa (hairy vetch) is the source of this 1165-nucleotide messenger RNA. RefSeq names its product protein FAR-RED IMPAIRED RESPONSE 1-like. The transcript is spliced from 2 exons. Lineage: Eukaryota; Viridiplantae; Streptophyta; Magnoliopsida; Fabales; Fabaceae. The record is from RefSeq and is a predicted model, not a curated record. Bases 101 to 1165 code for a protein of 354 amino acids.
CAUUGAUGAAAUUGAAGAGUGUGUUGCUAAUGAAACUGUCAAUAAUGAAUCAUAUGUUGGUGAUUUGGAGGUUAACAAUGUUCAAGAACCUUACAUUGGAAUGGAAUUUGAGUCUAAGGAAGAUGCUUAUUCUUUCUAUGCAUGUUAUGCUAAAUGUGUCGGAUUUGGUGUAUGCACUAAAAGUAGUCGUCGUUCAAAAGUUUCUAAACAAUUUAUUGAUGUGAAAUAUGCUUGCACAAGAUAUGGGAAAAAGCGAGAGUCUACUGCACAAAAUCCACGUCCUUGUUUGAAAGUGGAAUGCAAAGCUGGCUUACAUAUUAAAAUAAAGUGUGACGGAAAAUGGGUCGUCCAUGACUUCAUCAAAGAUCACAAUCAUGAUAUUUUUGCAACAUAUGCUCAUUAUUUUCCUUGUCAUAGAAGCAUCAAUAAGUCUCAAAAGCAAUGUAUUGAAACUAUGCAAAAUGUUGGUGUCAGAACAAGUCAAAUUUAUGCAGCAAUGGCCAAACAACAUGGAGGAUAUGAGAAAGUUGGUUGCUUGGAGAAAGAUAUUAGAAAUCAUUUAGAUAAGGAUCGUCGUUUGUCUUUAGAAUUAGGAGAUGCAAAUACAAUGUUAGAGUGUUUUAUGCUUAUGCAAGAAGAAAAUUCAAAAUUCUUUUAUGCAAUUGAUUUGGAUGACGACGGACGCUUAAAAAAUGUAUUUUGGGUGGAUGCAAAUGGUAGAAAUGAUUAUCAAGAUUUUGGAGAUGUGAUAUCAUUUGAUACAACAUAUAUCACAAACAAAUAUAAAAUGCCAUUUGCUCCCUUCAUUGGUGUGAAUAAUCAUUUUCAGUCAAGAUUGCUUGGUUGUGCAUUACUAGCAAAUGAGUCUUCUGAGACUUUUGUAUGGUUGAUGAAAACAUGGCUUAGGGCAAUGGGUGGAAAUCCUCCAAAUAAGAAACUACUUGAUCCAAAAGUGUCAAAAACAAAAGGGGCUCCGAGAAGAAUAAAGAGUGGGAUUGAGAAAGGUCAUAAGAAAAUAUGUACUGGUAGAAUGAAAAAGGGAUUUCUUUCAUCUCUAUUUAACAUAGUUUCUAAUUAUUAUCUCUUUGUUUAUGUGAAAAUGAAGCCUGCACUUGUUGAAAAAGAAGCAAUCAGUCCACUUGUUAAUAAUGAAGUCUGCACUUGA